CGCUGGCAGCCUCCUCGGCGCCACUUGGACACGCAAGCCGGUAGAGUUGCGCACGAACAAGAUAUCUGAGUGAAGUGACGGCUAAGAAAAGCAAACGUAAUCUUGCCAACGGUUUGUGAAGCAAAACUUGAUCACGGAUGACGGGAGAAGAGGGAGCCUGCGGAGUCUGUGGCACAGCUGCAAAGCUCAGGUGCGGCGGAUGCAGCAACGUGCAUUACUGCUGCCGAGACCACCAGCGCAAACACUGGGCGCUGCAUCGGGAGGAGUGCAGGCCCAUAAAACAGGUCGAAAACCCCCAAGAAGGAAGGUACCUGGUUGCCUCCCGCGACCUGGCCGCCGGUCAGCUGGUUUUGAAUGAAAGCCCCGUAGUCUGCGGCCCCACUGGCACGUGCAUCCCACUUUGUCUGGGUUGCCACUCGGCCAUCACAGACCUGGAGUCCUGUCGUUGCCCCGGAUGUUUCUGGCCCAUGUGCUCCCCUGAGUGCCACCAGAAGGACCUCCACGUGAAGGAGUGUGGCAUUCUGGCGCAGGACGUCAAGCAGAUCGGACCUCCGACCAGCUUAGACGUCACGCCACGAUAUGACAUGAUACUAGUCCUUCGCUGUCUUCUCCUGCGCGAAGCAAAUCCAACCAGCUGGAACCGUCUUAUGACCAUGGAAAGCCACGUGGAUGCUCGCCGGGAGCAGCAGGAGCCUUACCACAUGGCAGGUGUUCGCUUCCUGACCGAGGUACUGAAAUGUGGCUUUGAUGCGGACACAGUGCACAGAGUUCGAGGCAUCAUGAUAACUAAUUGCAUCAACAUUCGGGGUCCAAAAGGGGAGCAUCUUCGCGGUAUAUACCCUAAUAUUGCUCUUCUAAAUCACUCGUGCUUACCCAACUUAACAAUAAGAUCCGACGUUAAUAAUGUACUUUAUAUCCGCACGGCUGUAGCCAUCAAGAAAGGAGAUCCGCUCGUGUUUAGCUACACGCCGCCGGAGGAGCCUCUUUGGGAGAGGCAAUUUGACUUCAGAAACGUUUAUUUCUUCUCUUGCAAGUGCCGCCGAUGUGGAGAUCCCACUGAACUUGGCACUCAUUACUCCUCGCCACGCUGCCCGAAGUGCCCAGACAAGUUUCUGGAACCACGGGAUGGAGUCGAUGCUCCCUGGAAGUGCCCCGAGUGCGAGGAGAAAAGGGAAAGCCAAGAUAUCAGAGACGAAGCAGAACGCCACAUCAAAGACAUGGACGAGCGAUACAGUUCGACCAGCGAGGUGGAGAGCUUCCUGACGGGGAUCACACGCACAUUCCACGACAGCCACUAUGUGUGGGUGACGGCGGCUCAGGCGAGCUUAAGGAUGCUCAAGAACGAUACCAGUUUAGCGGCACUCAAGCUACAGCAGGAGAUAUGGAGGCGGCUCAUGGGGAUCUAUCAGCUCUUUGAACCUGGACUCACGCGAAGGAGAGGAGUGUCGCUGUUCCAGCUGUCCAUGGUAGAAACGCGCGUGGCACAAACCCAGCGCGCCGAAGGAGAGCUGACUACUCCCGCAUACGUCGCCGCCCUUACGCGCAUCCUUCGCCAGCUCGAGUACGCCGCCAAGAUUCUCGAACUCGAGCCAAGUAACUCCACCGAGAGCCACUGGAAGGCGCGGGCGGGGGAGAAGGCAGCGGCGAUUUCCGAAGCGAUCGCCAUUCUGCAGCAGAACAGCGACUCGCAACAGGAAGACGCGGAGGACGUAGGUCGCCUUCACAAAGAAAACUGAUUCGCCAUUCACGACGGUAUAUUACUUCAGAUGAUUCUAAGGUGGCAAUCGAUGACCACGCGAGCGGGUGCGGCGUGGCUGCGUGUCAGGUCACAGCGCGGGAGUGAGCGGGGAUCCCGAGAGCACAACACGCACGCUCCUCCCUCCGCGGAGUCCAGCUGGA
Penaeus indicus is the source of this 1899-nucleotide messenger RNA. RefSeq names its product SET domain-containing protein SmydA-8-like. NCBI's taxonomy places the organism in Eukaryota, Metazoa, Arthropoda, Malacostraca, Decapoda, Penaeidae. Gene Ontology annotation, molecular function: protein binding. The record is from RefSeq and is a predicted model, not a curated record. The transcript has 5 exons. The coding region runs from base 138 to 1736 and encodes 532 amino acids.